AAGCAAACCGAUUCAGUUAUGCGUAAACACUCGAAUCCACUGCAUUGAAUGGGGGCUAUUUGAAGUGGUGUUGUUGGUUGUACUUGUACUGUGAUAUAUUCUACUGACGACGUAAUGAUUCGUUCAUCGUCGGAAGAAUCGGACCGUGACGGGGCGUCGUCGGAGAUGCGAUCCCGCAUCAGAUACCAUCCGCUCAAGUCGCGCUCGAAAGCUUUCGUGCUGACCAGCGCGGUGUUCUCGAAUACCUUCAUCCGCAAGUACGGCAUUUUCAGUGUGAUACUGUGCCUGGGGCUGGGCUAUCUAUUCUACACCCGGGUGUUGUACCAACAGUACAUCUACCAAACCCUGCCUCUCUACCAAAAAAGCAUCCGGUUGCGAUUAGGCCACUCUGAGAAUUAUAGCGAUCAGGUGGAUCAAUGGAAGCCGAUUGGAGAUCCCUCGGACCGCCUUCAGAUCUACUCGGCCUAUUUUGAUCCUCGGUUGGAGAUUGUUCAUAACUUCAGAGUUACAGAAGGAACUCUACCAUUCGGCACCGUGCGCAUAUUCAGCAUUCUUCCACUAAAAGUUAGACGCCGAGAGAUCUACUGUCAUUUCCGGUAUGCAAACAACCGGACCGUGUGGCAUCGGGCCGACCAGGUGGAUGCAAUCCACGAAAACUUCGGAAUGGAGUUCUCGGCGUCGUACGUAGUAUGCAAACUGGUCGGUAACAAACAUCAGGUUGAUAUCGAGCUUCCGGCGGAGGUUGGGUUAACGUACGACCAGGACUUGAGUGCGAUGCAGCCGACAAGCUUCGUUGGGAUACACUAUCCCAGCCGGCACCAGGACUUUCUGCUCCGCACGCCGCCCCGCCGGAAGUUGGCCAUCUGCGUCGGGCCGGCCCAUCACAAUUACAGCAACGCGGCACGGAUCGUCGAGUUCGUCGAGUACUGGCAACUGCUCGGGGCCGAACGGUUCUACUUCUACAAUAAAUCCGUCACGGCCGAGGUGGACCGGGUGAUGAGUUACUACCGGGAGCGAAACGUGGUCGAGGUACUCCAGUGGAACCUGGAGGGAUACGAAUUCGAAAAGGAUCUGCGCUACGAGGGAAUUUUCGCUGCCCUGAACGAUUGCCUUUACCGGGCAACGCUAGUGGGAGAUUUCCACUACACAGCUCUGGUGGAUUUCGACGAAUUCCUUCUCCCGCUGAGGGUAAUAGUGCCGAAAAACAACGAUACCACCGCAGCCGUCGCCGAGGAAGAAACGCUGGUCCAAUAUUUGGAUCGCCAGGGGCGUUUCGAUGUCCAUUCGUUCAACUUUGAGGCGGUAUUUUUCUACGGAUUUUACGAGGAAGAUUUUUCCAAGUUACCGCCCGGGUGGGCAAACAAUACUUAUUUAUACACUCAGUUCCGGACUAUGCGGACCAAGAAGCCACUGAUGCAUCACAAUCGGAGCAAGUACGUGGCCGUCGGGAGAAACGUCAUCGAAGCGGGCAAUCAUUUUGUGUGGCGAGCGAUGAGAGACACCAACGAGUAUCGGGUCCCAGAAACGGAAGGUCUACUGUUUCACUAUCGGGACCUCUGCAUCGGAUAUGGCUGUGAAACGUACGUGGAAGAUACGAGUGCCCGUCGAUUUGGCAACGAAAUUCAACACUCCGUAGACAACGUUUGCCAACAGCUGUUUCCCGAAACGGGCGGAGUUUGUCCUUUGGGCGAUGAUUAAUUGAGUUUAAGUGAGUUCAAUAAACACAUUCAUGAAAACGAAUACAAA
Aedes albopictus (Asian tiger mosquito) is the source of this 1746-nucleotide messenger RNA. Its product is annotated as beta-1,4-galactosyltransferase galt-1. Lineage: Eukaryota; Metazoa; Arthropoda; Insecta; Diptera; Culicidae. Gene Ontology annotation, cellular component: cytoplasm. The record is from RefSeq and is a predicted model, not a curated record. Gene Ontology annotation, molecular function: glycosyltransferase activity. The coding region runs from base 115 to 1698 and encodes 527 amino acids. The transcript has 7 exons.